This is a messenger RNA of Daktulosphaira vitifoliae (grape phylloxera), 1557 nucleotides long. RefSeq names its product geminin-like. Gene Ontology annotation, biological process: negative regulation of cell cycle; negative regulation of DNA replication. Gene Ontology annotation, cellular component: nucleus. The record is from RefSeq and is a predicted model, not a curated record. NCBI's taxonomy places the organism in Eukaryota, Metazoa, Arthropoda, Insecta, Hemiptera, Phylloxeridae. The transcript is spliced from 5 exons. The coding region runs from base 143 to 757 and encodes 204 amino acids.
GGUUAUUUUUUAAUCAUGUAUUGGUAGGAAUUUUAAUUGCCUGAGUUUUUAUUUAUUUAGAAUUGAUUAUUGUUAAUUUUACUUGGUUUAGUAACUUCUAUUAAUGAAAAUUUAGAUAUUUUUGUAGUUUUUUAUAAACAUAAUGAAAACAGCAACAUUUUCUAAAGGAGAUGUAGGAACCGAAAAAGGAUCUGAAAAAGGUAUGAGGAAGUUUUUACAAAAUUUGCAACCCUCUAGUGGUGGCAAAGAAAAUUUAGUUGGUGCUGGUAGGAUACCACAAGAAUCAAUGAUUGACUCCAAAUCUGCAGUUAAAUCAGAACACGUUUUUACUGAUGUUGAUGUAAAGGUUAAAGAUAAGAAAGAUAAACAUUCUAUUUCAAAAGUAAAUCCAUCCCUAUAUAAAAAAUUGAUUAUUGAAGAUCUUACUUCAACGGCUGGUCCUAGUGAAAAAUAUUGGGAAGUAAUUGCUGAAAGACGUAGAAAAGCACUAGAAGAAGUUUUAGAAGAAAAUAAAAAACUUCAGGAUUUAGUUGCUGCUCUUGAAGAAGAAAAUACUUCCUGUAAAAAAUUACUUGAAAGUAGUACUGAACUUAUUAAUACAUUAAAGGAAAUGAUUAAUGAAAACUUUUUGGAAAAUAAUGAUGAGUCAAAUAGUUGCCAUGAAGAUAGCAUUUUAAAUUCAUCAGAUGGUUCUUCUACUGAAAUACAUGUUAACAAGAAAAUGAAAACAAUAGAUUCAGAAAGUGAAUCACAAUAAUUUAUUGUAAUUAAUAUUUUAAGAGCUAAGACGUUAUUAUUACUUUAUGCUUUUCCUCGUGUUAUUUUUACUUGUAGUACUAUAAAUUUCUUAUAGUCAGGAUGGGUUUAUUUUGGUUCCUAAACAUUAGCUAAUUGUAUGAUGUGUGUCAAUGUUUUAUUUUAAUUUAAUUAAUGUUUUCUUAUGUACAUAAUGUUUUUGUUUAUGCAGUUUGUGUUUAAAAUAUAAACAGUUAAAUAUUUUUAUAUAAGUGCAUAAAUUAAUAUUGUAAAUUCAAAUAAAAGUAUGAGGGUUAUCAAUUGUUUGUUUUUAAAAAUUAACGUGUACCAUAACUAAAAAUUUAACAUGUGCCAAUUUAAUAGAAAUUUAGUAUUACAAAAACUUAAUAUUAUAUAGAAGUUUUGUUCAGUGCAAUAAGUUAAAUUUUACAUUAUAUAAGAUAAUUUUUCUUUUUUUUUAAAUUAAUAUUCUCUUAGUUUAUUAAGUCAUGGGUAUAAAGUAAAUAAAACAUCACAAAAUAAAUUUGGCUUCAUAAUUUCUACUAUAAUCUUCUUUUUGAUUUUUCAAAGGCUAUUAAGAUCCAUCAUAACACAUACCUACUCCUAUAUAUAUCCUGUGAUACUGUUUCACCAAGUUGAAUUCCAAUUUCCAAUGAAUUAUUUUCGAAUUUGUCUAUCCACCUGUUUUGGUUUACCUAUUGGAAUGUUUCCAUUUUAUUAUUACUUUCAUCAGAUUAUUAGAUCAUCAUACCAGCCUAUGUUCAUCAUUUUUUUCAUAUUUUAUUUUAAUAGGAAUUCACA